AUGACAAGUCAACCAAUUGUAAUUCCACCAAAUAGUUUAAAUGAAUUUUAUACAUUUGAUAAUGGUUGGCAUCAAACAUUUUUUGAUUCAUUUAAACCAUGUCCACAAUCUGCUUUUGCUUGUUUUUGUAAUCCAUGUUAUAUAGCUAAAUUAAAUGAUCGUGUUAAUGAACAUUUUCUAAUUUGUUGUAUUAAUCCAUGUUCAUUAAUGGUAUUACGUACAAAAGUUCGAACAGCUUUUCAUAUUCGAGGUAGUUUAGCAGAAGAUUGUUAUACAACAUGUUGUUGUUUAUAUUCAUGUGCUGCAAUGCAAAUCGAAAAAGAACUUGAUCAUCAAAGUAUUCCUAAUAUUGUAGUACAAACAAAACCAGGUGAUGAUGUUUGGGCAUUUGAAAAUUGGUGGACACAACAAUUACAUCAAUGUUGUGAUAAUACAGAAAUUUGUUGUCUCGUAUGUUGGUGUUGUCCAUGUACAUUGUACAAAAUCUAUGAUCGUGCUGAUGAAGAUUUAUUAACAUGUUGUUGGCCAAUGACUUUAUGGCCAUUACGUACUAAAAUUCGAACUUUAUUUCGUAUACGAGGUUCUGUAUGUGGUGAUUGUUUAGCUGUUUACUGUUGUCCAUGUUGUGCUAUAAUUCAAAUGCAUCGUGAAUUAACACAACAAGGAUUAUAA
Messenger RNA from Rotaria sp. Silwood1, 672 nucleotides. Lineage: Eukaryota; Metazoa; Rotifera; Eurotatoria; Philodinida; Philodinidae. The record is from the annotation of a GenBank genome assembly.